CAAGGAGCCACCCUAUACCACCACUACCACCAAGGAGCCACCCUACACCACCACUACCACCAAGGAGCCACCCUAUACCACCACUACCACCAAGGCGCCUCCCUACACCACCACUACCACCAAAGAGCCUCCUUAUACUACUACUACCACCAAGGCGCCUCCCUAUACCACCACUACCACCAAGGCGCCUCCCUACACCACUACGACCAAACAGCCUCCUUAUACUACGACUACUAAGGAGCCUCCGUAUACUACAACAACGACCAAGGCGCCUCCUUAUACUACCACCACCAAGGAGCCUCCCUACACUACAACAACGACCAAGGCACCUCCCUACACUACUACCACCAAACAGCCUCCAUAUACUACGACUACUAAAGAGCCUCCGUACACUACAACAACGACCAAGGCACCUCCCUACACUACAACAACCAAGGCGCCUCCAUAUACUACCACCACCAAGGAGCCUCCCUACACUACUACGACCAAGGCACCUCCUUAUACUACUACCACCAAACAGCCUCCAUAUACUACAACAACCAAGGAGCCUCCAUAUACUACGACUACUAAGGAGCCUCCGUACACUACAACAACGACCAAGGCACCUCCCUACACUACAACAACCAAGGCGCCUCCAUAUACUACGACUACUAAGGAGCCUCCGUAUACUACAACAACGACCAAGGCACCUCCCUAUACUACAACAACCAAGGCGCCUCCGUAUACUACCACCACCAAGGCGCCUCCGUAUACUACAACAACCAAGGCGCCUCCAUAUACUACGACUACCAAGGAGCCUCCGUAUACUACAACAACGACCAAGGCACCUCCCUAUACUACAACAACCAAGGCGCCUCCGUAUACUACCACCACCAAGGCGCCUCCGUAUACUACAACAACCAAGGCGCCUCCAUAUACUACCACUACCAAGGAGCCGCCAUAUACCACCACUACCAAGCCUCCCUAUACUACGACCACCAAGCCACCACAGACCACCGCCUGCAAGACAUUUACCAUCUGCGAUCCACAGAUAUACCUACCCACGGGUAUAUGGCAGACGCUGGCCUUGGCAUGAACUACAAGGCUACAAAUUACUAAAAGCAAGGACUCAAAGAAUCCUCCAAAGAACGGGGGCGCGGGAAAUGGGACCUAAACUGUCUGAAGUGGAAAUAGGUGUCGUUUGCUAUCCUCCAUCUUUGCAUUUUUCGCUAUUCACUCCUUUCCCGUGUCUGCGCCUUGACCUUUCGUAUGCGGGUUUUCUCUUGGCUUUAUCUUGUCCACACUAGUCUGGUACCUAAUGCCUUUUCAUUCAUUCGGUUUAGUAUUGUUGUGAGUUGUAAUAGUUAAUAAUCCUGAGAUGAAAAAAAAUAACAAGUUCUUUUUUCUG
Molecule: messenger RNA, 1387 nt
Organism: Aspergillus fijiensis CBS 313.89
Lineage: Eukaryota; Fungi; Ascomycota; Eurotiomycetes; Eurotiales; Aspergillaceae
Exons: 1
Source: RefSeq, a predicted model, not a curated record